Messenger RNA from Athalia rosae (coleseed sawfly), 2061 nucleotides. Its product is annotated as neural cell adhesion molecule 2-like. Lineage: Eukaryota; Metazoa; Arthropoda; Insecta; Hymenoptera; Athaliidae. Gene Ontology annotation, biological process: synapse organization. The record is from RefSeq and is a predicted model, not a curated record. The coding region runs from base 798 to 1676 and encodes 292 amino acids. The transcript is spliced from 6 exons. Gene Ontology annotation, cellular component: neuron projection membrane.
AACUCUUUCGAGCAAAGGGCAUGCGCCGAGUCCCGGUCGCAGGUCGACCGGAGGUUAGUCAGCGACGAACCCCCGUACCAAGUAGCGCCCUUCCUCGCACAGUCAAUCGCGGUCCACGGCCGUCGUAUCGAUGAUCGUACACCGAUCGUUGGACGAAGUACGUACGUAAAUAUCGUUGCACUAGUCGCGACAGAAUCCGCAGGCAUGAAUUUUUCAGAUUUUCAAAAAUGACCGGAGAAACGCGUUAGCGCCGAACGCGCCAAUUACGAAUUCUGAAUACCGAACGCCGACGGAACAUUCGAAAAUUGCGCCAAACGAAAUACCGCUAAUCUAGUCGCGGAGAUCAUUCGUGAGAUGAGUUGAUCGUAAAGUGGCGACGAAAAAAAAUCUUGUGAAUCUUUCUCAGUGUACGCCUGUGCGCGUGUCUUCGGUGUUUGGGUACUUGAUUUUGGUGGGAAAAAAAUUAUCGAAGAUAAUUUCUUCUGCGAUUCCCUGAAAAACGCGUAAAGCGGAAUAAAAACGCUUGUCAGCCGUCUUAUGUGAGAAAAGUUUUUUUUUUGACUGAAGAGUUUUCCGAAACUGUGGUGAAGCUGUCGUGCUACGAAUCGAGUUAAACCGGUGUGUUUUUCAACGAUCCUUGAGAGUUUCAAAGUUUCGACGAUACUUCUGACGUUCAACUGUGGUGGUCCGAUUACAAUACGAAGAAUAUAAAAAAAUCGUCGGAAAAACGCCUCCACCUACACCGCAUCCGCAGAUUGCGCUGGGAUAUGACGGAGAGCUGAGGGGAACUCUACCGGAUGUCUAAAGGAACCGUCAUGAGGAGACACUUUGUUCUCGUAGCCCUGGUGAUUGAAAUCAACCUCUACAUAGCAGAGGGAGAUGCCAGGCAUCAGCAGGAUUCUAGUGCCAAUAAUUUGCCCGUUGAGUUGAACGGACCCGAUGGAAAAAAUGAAGAGGUUCUUGACGGACCGAUAAAGGAGGUUCUGGCGCAGACCGGAGGCACGGCUACUCUGCCGUGCAGGCUCACGGAUCCGGGAGCAGGAAUAGUGACUUGGAUCAGACGCAAGGAUCGCCAACUUCUAACCGUUGGAGCCGCAACUCACUCCGUGGACACUCGCUUUGUGAUCCGGCCAUCCACUUCCGAUUGGGCCCUUCUUAUUCGGGGUGUUACUCUACAGGACGCCGGGGUUUACGAGUGUCAGGUGGCCACUCAUCCAGUGCAGCAGAAUUUCGCUCGCCUCAAGAUCACCGAAGCCUAUUCGCUCAUACCUGGGGCGCCGGAUCUUCACGUUAAACAGGGCUCAAGUCUUCGCUUGGAAUGUCAGCUGAUGUUGGCCACCGAACCGCCCGUAUACGUCUUCUGGUAUCGCCAAGGUCGCAUGAUAAACUACGACGCCGAACCCGGCGUCAAAGUCGAAGCCACGAAAACAGGGUCGAUUCUAAUAGUAAACAAAACGAAACCCUCCCACGGUGGCAAUUACACUUGCGCCCCCAGCAAUGCCAGAUCCGCGUACGUCGUCGUUCACGUUAUAGAAGAGGAAGAGAAGCCGGCCGCAAUGCACGGUGGUGAUCGGCGAAAUUUGAGCCCGGCUAUCCUGGCGAGCAACUUCCUCGUCUCUUUGCUGGCGACCGUCAGCUGGAGGAUACCCAGUUUUACGAGCCUCUACCCAACGUGAAAGGGAGGCUGAAAUUGAAGGGGUCGCAUUCCCGAGCGAAUCCUCGGCGAUCCUCCAGAGAACGAAACUUCACCAAAGACGAGAAACACCUUGCAGUUGUCCGAUCGGAAAUGGCGUUAUCCGCGAGAGGUUUUGCGGUUGAUUUCGUCGUCUGGAGGGUCACGCGAUUCGCGAACGGGUAGCAAACUCUCAUCGUCAUUUAUUGCAAAAACAAGAGAAAACUCGUCUGAAGAGACGUAACCCCUAGAUCAUAAAGUCAUGUGCUCGUCGUAACCUAAUCCCAAAUAAAACAAUGAGAAAUCCAUGUAAAUACCGGACAAAUUAUGAUUAUAAAUUAUUAUUAAGAAUAAAUAUUUAAUAAAACAGAUGCCAACUGUCGAACCGA